UGCUGCGUUUGUCGUCCUCAAGCGGGCCGCACAUCGCAUCGUCUCGUCGUCGCUGUCGGUUUGCACACUCGCUCGCGCGCUCCUCGCUGUUCACUUUUUUUUGCCAUUGCCCAUUUUCUGUCCAGCACCAGGAACACAAAACAAAUCAAGGAACGAUAUACCGUGAAUUUGGGAGAAAAAAAUAAAAACACAUAAAACAAAUAUUCUCAGCACCCUGCAUCCCGACGCGGUGGGUGUGUUCGUGUGUGUAUGUGCGCUAAUGGACACUGAAGAUCAUCCUGCUGACCCACUGCUGGAAGGAGGAAGACGUCGUCCGGCUUGGGCUUCUCGGUUAGUUCUAGGAGGUACCCCAGCCAAGGGUGUGUGUGUGUGUAUGUGUUUGUGCGGGUCGGAAACUAUAAUUAUCGGCAGUGACUAUAAUUCCUCGGACCUCGACGACUGACCAACGAGUGGAACUUGUGCUUCGUUGUGCCGUCCGUGUCGUGGAACAGCAGCAGCCGAACGAUACGAAAGGGCAGUCGAUAAAGCGCGUAAAGGUGGAGAAGAAUCAGAAACUGGAUCAGUGGUGCGAAAUUCCAUUCUACCCGCUGUGCGCCAGUGUACCCGCGUAUGUGUGUUUGUGCGUAUGUGUGCCCGUAUGUGAUCGAGUUCUUUGGGGCGGAAGUGAUUGUACAUAAUUGGCGGCGAAGGAAAUAUAACAAAACAACAAAAAAAAAACACACACAGAGUGACAUAGAUUGAGCAGAACCAGGAGUUAUCGUGUGAUUGUCUACAAGCGAGGAUCAAUCGAUCGGUACAACGCAGAUGCGAAACCGUGUAUCGGAAGGUCGCAAUGGAGGAGAAAAAAUAGUUGAAUAGCAGCAAUUGUGGAACAGGUGAAUUUCGCCCUCGUGUUCAAAAAGUGAUUGCAGUGAGCGGAUAAGCGAGGAACCCUUCUUCCAGAAGCAUGAAAUCUGUGAUUUUUAUUCACGUGUAGAAGCAACACAGAAUUGUACUGAAAAGUCCAAUGUUGUUCCUGACCAAGUGCUCAAAACAAAAACUCAAAUUGUGUAACAGUCAAAGAAAAACACUAAAGUGACAUCAGUGGAAGCAAGCGACGAACCUCUUCUUCUCGGUCAAAGUCAAGCACCGAAGCAGCUCAAGCAUCUCUCCCAGAACAUAAACCGCAUCGUCCGUCCCGCGCGUUAUGUUAGCAUCUCUCCCCCGUCAAGCAAUGAGAGCCGUAGAGAGUAAGUAGAAAAAAAAAACAAGAACAACAACGAACUCCUCGUAACAAAAGUGCAAGUGACCAUCUGGCAGCCUCCGUCUUGCCGGCUUUGCUCUUCAACUGCUCCGAUGUGCCAUCAUUAGGCUAAUUAGGCAACCUGGUUCGAAGGCAGCGACAGCAGUAAGACAGAUCCAUCCAGAUAAGCCCCCUUCAUUAAAACCGCAUCAUCACGCAUCGCAACGCGUCGCCAUCGCAAGUGAUCUGAUAACACACAUACUCCAGCGCACAGGAUCCUUCCUCCGCCCGCAUCCAAGUCCGUGGCUCGCGAGAGGACAGUUUCGCGCGGGAAACAGUGUUAUGUGCUCUAGUGGAAAAACAGAAAAGCAGCAAGAAAAAACCAAGUUAGCGCGCCAUUAAAGAUAAUGACAAAUGAUUACCGACUUCAUCUCCCGAGUAGCGCUCUGUGUGUCGCAGGUGCGUGUUAGCAGCAGCGCGGAUGUGUGUUGAAAGUGAGCAAUAGUUCGCGCGGGAAGAAAGUGAAACUGUAGCACUUGGCGGAAGGUCCACCCGACUCGACUCGGUCUGGCUAGAAGGAAGUAAAGUGUGUGAAACUGAGGGGAAAAUAAUCAAGUGUCCCACGGUCGGCACCCGUCGGCACCAAAAAUUGUGAUGGUGAAGUCAUUCACGAUUAAUUGAAGCGCCUUUUUUUUUUUGGUUCGGAUAAAAUUAUUAAGAAAUAUUGGACGAACUUACGCCGGCUUAUGCUAAUUAACCGUUCUCCUGUCAGAGGAGAGAAAAGAGACAGCGUGGGGGAAAAAAAUUGCGCACUGUUUCUCGGAUUUCUUGGCGCAACCCAGAGUGAAGAUUCGCGCGUGUGAUUUUGUUGUUGUUGCUCGGCGCGUCCUUUGCUGACAAAAAAAGAAGACUGAAGAAGCGGAUAAAAAAAGUGCCGCUCGACCUCGAAGGGAAACCAGACCACAGACGCAGUGAAGUGGAUUCGUUGACUUUUUGAGGUCCUGAAGUGAUCGUUACGUAGUUGUUCCUGACCUUUGCGAUAGCGGUGUGAUCUUUUCGUGCCGAAUUCCUUGCGGAUCAGACGCACACACACUCACCCGUAAGUGAGAAGAAGACAGUCAACAGUGUCCAGCAGAAAGAAGCAACAAAAUAAGAUCAUCAUACUCGUUCGGCAAUCAGCUCACGUCUGAAAAAUGAUGAAAAUAUGCGCAAAAAGUCAGCCACUUUAGAGUCUCAACUCGGACUGACCUUUCCCGCGUGGAUCUUCGACGCGUCCGGAAUGGAUAUAUGUUUGUGUUAUAAAUAAUUUCAAGUGCUCCAGCCUCUCGCCAAAAGAGCGCUGCUAUCUUCCCGCGUGCAAUUUUUCCUUAGCCGAUUUCUUCCACCCUCCCAGCCUCCCCGCGAGACAGUGACUUUUAACGAGUGAAGAUCAGCGGAACAUUUAUUAAAUGACACUUUGUGAAUGCUGCGACGGCCUCCAUGUUUUAAUUCGUGUUAUUUUUUAAGGCUGCCGUUUUUGGUAGCAUCCUUUAAGAGCACGAACCGAGAGUGACAUUAAUAUUAAGCCGCCAAACGAAGACGAGUGCAUGUGCUUUUUUUUUGUUUGCUCCACCGCUCCAGGAUAAUGUUAAUCCCAAAACCCAAAACGGAUGGUCUGAAGAUUUCUGCCAUUUGGCUUACGGCGAUAAGCAAUAAGCGCGCGUGAGCCCAAAAAGCGAUACAACGCUGAGAAAAUGAGCAAAAGCUCCUCAUCCGGUGAAUUUUUGUUGGCUGCGAAGCAGUGAAGACGACUCGUAACAGUGUGAGCGUUUUGUCGCAACAAAAAAACGGACAAAAUCAAUUUCCAGAAAAUCACACUUCCCAGUGAAUCGUCCCCACGCGUGCGGAACUCAGACUCCUCUCCCGACAGAAUUCGGAACGACUCCAAAGAAGAGGAGAACGAAAGAAACUAACUUUUUUGAUCGUUUGUGCAAAUCUGGAAGGAACAUCGCUUUGAAGAUAUCAUCAUCGUCAUCGCCACGCUGAGGCUCCCCUUGCCGAACAACACCACCUUAAUAAAACGGCUACCGCCCGCCCGCCAUUGUGAAACCUUGAAAAAUCAAUCAACUCCUCGGCAGCGAAACUCUGCGUUUUGGUUGGUCAAGCAACCGCCUAGCGCGUACACAGCGAAAAAAAAACAUUUAAAAAAAUAGGGAAUCAACUCUAAUCACUGAAGGCCACGCUCGAAACAAAACAGCAGCGCCGAGCGACGAGAAGAGCUGUUGUCGUUUCUGCUGAUGCUCUCGAAGCUACAGAUUUCCCUCGUCAUCCUCCUCCACCAUCCUUCCACCAUCAACGCAAACACCGCAACCGCAGCAACCGCUGGACCGAAUCAAAAACUCGGAAAAGAAUUGCUCCGGAAUCGAGUAAUGCAUGCUGAGGCCGCGAGCUGAGAAGAUGCGAGAGAAAGAUCAUUCACCAAGAAAAAUGCUCCCGAGUCCUAAGCAAGGUGCGGUCUACCCGCUUCUUGGUAUGGGGUCAACCAUUUCGGCCCAGCUUCCGUUCGAUUUUUCCACCAGCAAUCGAUCGUCGUCCUCGAAUCUCCUCCACCAGCAGCAGAACCUGCUCGAUCAGCCGCUUGACCUCCGGGUAGAUCACAAAAAAUCGACCAACAGCAGCAGUUCAACCUCCGACGAAGAAGAUCCUCCCAGAAAUCUUCCCGAAGACAGUAAACCAACCAGCGUGACACCUUACCAAGACAACAACAAUAACAAUAACCUGAGCAAUAACAACACGACGCAUAGCAGUAAUAAGAGUCCCAGCCCGAUCAGCAAUAACAACAACAACAGCGUUAAGUACACUAACAACAACCACAUCAACGUGAAAGAUGAGUUCCGAAUAUCUAACCUGGCGAACCACAGUCCGCCGAUCUUCCCUCCCCCGGGGAUCAACCCUCUGAUGCUGGAAGCCAUCGCGAAAGCGGGUCUUCCGCUCCCUGGCUACCGGAACUCAUUCCUACCCGCCCGCUCACCCGUCUCGUACGACCUCCAGCGGUUAAAGGAGCGGGACGCGAUCGCGGCAAGUCUAUCACAGUUACGUCAGAGCACGAACGGCAACGGGAUACCUAGCAACAACAACAACAACAACAACAAUAACAAUUCCAACAGCAUCAACCACAAUCUACCGCCAGGUGCCACCAAGAACAAAGAUCGAUACUCGUGCAAGUUUUGUGGCAAAGUGUUCCCUCGAUCUGCGAACCUAACGCGCCACCUCCGGACGCACACCGGCGAGCAGCCGUACAAGUGCAAGUACUGCGAACGUUCCUUCAGCAUAUCCAGCAAUCUCCAGCGUCACGUUCGGAACAUCCACAACAAGGAGCGUCCCUUCAAGUGUGCCCUCUGUGAGCGUUGCUUCGGUCAACAGACCAAUCUCGAUCGUCACCUCAAGAAGCACGAGGCAGACGCGGCCGGACUGGGUCUGGGUUUGGAUGAACGUCUACGAGCGGCCCGACGGAACUCCCGAGGGAUUCCCGAAGAUUCGUACUUCGAAGAGAUCCGUUCCUUCAUGGGCAAGGUAACUCAGCUUCCUAUUCCGCUGAGGUUGCAGCCCCAUCACCACCAACCGCAACAGUCACAACUCCAACACCAUCAGGCGUCGCUAGCACAAGUCCAGGCCCAUCAGCAGCAACAGCAUCACGCCCAGCCGGACCAGAACUCGUCGCGUAGCUCGACACCUUCCGAACCGGCUUCGCCAGCGGGCAGUUCUCACAGUGCCCAUCUCGAGAUCAAGAUGGAAGCGAACGACGACGACGAUGAAGAUAGUGAGCAGGUACAGGUUACUUGACCAGAACCCAGCGCGUCUGAAACCCGGCGGUGAUUAGGACCACCGAACUGUUGGUCGAGGGUUCUCGAGGUACGAACACGUCCCAAGAACUCCCCUCAAGACCCAACGAACAAGUUACGAUGUACAAUUCAACGAAAUUCCUGUUAGCACUCAGUAAGAUUAUCUACUUUUUCCGCGUUCAAUUCACAGAAAGACCUCGAGACCUUGGUCGAGUAGUCGAAUGUAGAUUACCAAUAGUUCGUCGUAAGCACACUGUAGUCGUAGAACAAUCCACUUUUUUUUUGUGUAACAUAAACAUUAGCUCGAUCUAGCGAAGUAAGAAUCUAGCGUGUAGAGUUUCAAUCGUUAAGAGCACUCAUUUCCUCACAAUCCGUACGUCUUCCCCAUGCGGAGAAGAGAGGAAAUACACAAAAAAUACUCGUUUUGCCAUAUGUUCUUUGUUUGUAAUUAUAAUCUUAAAAUGAACUCCGAGAAAAACUAUCGAAAGCAAAUUGUCCCACUUUUAGCCCGCGGGAGCAAAAGCGUGACACGAAACAAGCGUAAUUAAAAAAAAAGUUCAACCAAAGCCAAAUAAGCGAUAUUCGUACUAAAAUUAAAUCAAUUGUGUGUGUAUCAUGAACAGAGCAAAGUUAUAUGUGAACAAAAAAUCUAUCAUGUUUUGUAAAGGUUUGAUUUGUUUCAAAAACGAUGAAGAACGUUAAAAGUGUUUGUUGAAGUUUAUCAUUGGUUAGUUAAUUAGGUUCGAUUUAUUUUUUUUGUCAUUUGUUAAUCCACUUUUACUUAGUUUAAUGCAUCCGAUUGUUACUCAAAUAGACUUUAGUUGAAAAAGAGCAUGCGAAAUAAUAUAUACAUGGCUAUACAAAUAAAAAAAAAUGCGGAGGAAAGCCCAUUUCCUCGAAUGUGAUCAGAACGAAAGUAUUCUCUUAUUCCGAGCUAGUGAAAAUCUGAAGUGAUAUCAGAAUUUUUUUUUGUUUUUAGAAGCAGUGGUUCAGCACAGUUACGAUUUGCAAAUCAUCACAUAUAGUGUUCCUUAUAGAAAAAAAAAGAAGUGUUUUCAUAUACGAGCACCGGCUACAAGCGAGAAGAAAAGUUACCAUUAAACGCUAAACGUAGAAAGAAAGAAAGAAAAAAAACCUAUUUUACAAACAUAGAUGAAAGCAUGCAGAAUGAAAUCAAUCACCAUUAUUUUUUCAGCAAAUGUUAGUUCGUUCACGAAGGAAAAAAAAACAACAAAAAACAAAAUAAUAAAAUGUAUAACAAAAAAUCAUUUUAGCACGUUCUCUUUUAAACUCUAACACCUAAUUUUAUCGUGUCCCGGAUACGUUUUCACCCUAAUUGACCCCCUACGAAUAUAGUUAGUAGUGUAUCUUUCUCACACCUUUCGUCCCUCCCGAAUUGUUUUAUUGUUUAGUUAAAUAAAAGCUACAAAAAAUCCUUAGUCCUUAGCAGCGAUGCAGCGAUAGUAUUACAAAUUGCUCGAUCAUCACACGCGCUCGAUCGUCGACUUGAGAGAUGCGAAGCGACGAAU
Molecule: messenger RNA, 6572 nt
Organism: Toxorhynchites rutilus septentrionalis
Lineage: Eukaryota; Metazoa; Arthropoda; Insecta; Diptera; Culicidae
Product: MDS1 and EVI1 complex locus protein EVI1-A
Exons: 4
Coding region: 3635-5044 (469 amino acids)
Biological process (GO): regulation of transcription by RNA polymerase II; central nervous system development
Cellular component (GO): nucleus
Molecular function (GO): RNA polymerase II cis-regulatory region sequence-specific DNA binding; DNA-binding transcription factor activity, RNA polymerase II-specific
Source: RefSeq, a predicted model, not a curated record